Molecule: messenger RNA, 1617 nt
Organism: Trypanosoma rangeli
Lineage: Eukaryota; Euglenozoa; Kinetoplastea; Trypanosomatida; Trypanosomatidae
Product: putative histidine ammonia-lyase
Exons: 1
Coding region: 1-1617 (538 amino acids)
Biological process (GO): L-histidine catabolic process
Cellular component (GO): cytoplasm
Molecular function (GO): histidine ammonia-lyase activity
Source: RefSeq, a predicted model, not a curated record
AUGCAGAGUCAGGUGAGGGUUAUCCUUGAUGGCUGCUCUCUUACACCUGAUGCGUUAUACUCUUUGGGCUAUGAAAAGGGCGCCACAAUUGAACUUUCAGACGAGGCAGUUACAAAAAUUAAAGCUGGACGUGCCGUGAUCGAUAAGAUUGUUGAGGAAAAUCAAACGGUUUAUGGCAUCAAUACAGGCUUUGGUAAAUUUGAGUCAACGAUUAUCGCACCGGAUCAACUGGAGCUUCUGCAGCUGAACCUCGUUCGAUCCCACAGCGCAUGUGUGGGGGAGCCCCUGACACCCCAACGGGCCCGCAUGAUGAUGGCCCUUCGUGUCAAUAUUCUCUGCAAAGGUCACAGCGGCAUUCGUUUGGAAACGGUUCAAAAGUACGCCAAGGCAUUCAACGCUGGUGUGGUUCCCUACAUUCCAGAACAAGGAACCGUUGGUGCCAGCGGGGAUCUGGGUCCACUCUCCCACCUGGCCUUAGGGAUGCUUGGUGAAGGACGCCUUGCAACGCUUAACAACCUGAAGUUCCGUGAGGCCCGGCUUGUUUUACAGGAGCUGGGCAUCGAACCCAUCACGUUGAAGGCGAAGGAAGGGUUGGCGCUUAUUAACGGAACGCAGUUUAUUUCUGCCCUCGGUACAGAAGCUGUUGUGCGAGCUCGAAGAGCUGCUCUCCUUGCGGACGUUGUUCUUGCAAUGUCUCAUGAAGCGCUACUGGCAUCUGUGAGUGCCCUUAACCCCGAGAUUCACCGUGUGCGUCCUCACAAGGGUCAGCAGAUUGUGGCUCAGCGUCUGCGGUCACUUUUACACAACGAGAAGCAUAUCUCUUCGAUUCUACUCAGCCAUAAGGCUUGCGGUCGCGUUCAGGAUGCCUAUUCUAUCCGUUGCUCUCCCCAGGUGCAUGGGAUCUCCAAUGACGUCAUCGAAUGGGUAUACGGCGUCCUCACCACGGAGCUCAAUUGUGCCACCGAUAACCCAUUGGUAUUCCCGCAUGGAGCGGUAAAGGUGGUUUCGUGUGGCAAUUUCCACGGUGAGUACCCAGCGAAGGCCCUUGAUAUGCUUGCCAUUGGUGUGCAUGAACUUGGGAGUAUCAGUGAGCGUCGUAUCGAGCGUCUUAACAAUCCGUCUCUCAGCCGCCUUCCUGCGUUUUUGGUGGAAAACGGAGGACUUAACUCGGGCUUUAUGAUCGCUCAUUGCACUGCUGCCGCCCUUGUCUCGGAGAACAAGGUCUACUGUCACCCCGCCUCCGUUGACAGCAUCUCCACCUCUGCUGCUCAAGAAGAUCACGUUAGCAUGGGAGGGUUUGCCGCACGCAAGGCCAUUAAGGUGGUGGAAAAUGUCGAAUACAUCCUUUCCAUCGAGCUUCUGUGCGCCUGCCAGGGCGUCGAUCUCCUGCGGCCGCUCACGUCGACGGAGCCGCUGGAAAAGGUCUGGAGUCUCGUCCGUAACGUCUGCCCCAGUUGGGGUAAGGAUCGUGAAAUGCACACCGACAUCAAAAAUCUUGCAGAGCUGCUGCGCUCCGGUGCCGUUUGGAACGCCGUUAAGAAGUACAUCCCAGAGGAGGCGCGCUUCCUAGAUGUCUUUACCGUCAAGAAACCGUUUGAGCUGAAAUCCAACAUUUGA